Verticillium alfalfae VaMs.102 is the source of this 2034-nucleotide messenger RNA. RefSeq lists its product as hypothetical. The transcript has 3 exons. The coding region runs from base 1 to 2034 and encodes 677 amino acids. The record is from RefSeq and is a predicted model, not a curated record. NCBI's taxonomy places the organism in Eukaryota, Fungi, Ascomycota, Sordariomycetes, Glomerellales, Plectosphaerellaceae.
AUGGCUCCCAUUAAGGCCUGGGCUGCCUUUGCUGCCCUUUCCCUCGUUUCUACUGUCCACGCCUGGCACGUUGAGCUGCCGCCUUGCGUCGACAACUUUCAGCCCUUUGUGAACUCUGGCUGUCACGCAAACACCGAUGGCAAGUCUCUGACGUACCGCUCAUCCACGAGCUCUCGCGAGAUGACUGUCGAGAAGUGCACUGCCGAAUGCAAGGGCAACGGAUACCGCUAUGCCGGCCUCGAGUACUACGGCGUUUGCUACUGCGGCAACACCGUCAACGGCCCCGAGCUUGCCGCCGGAGAGUGUUCCUUUCCCUGCAACGGCGACAAGAACGAGACUUGCGGCGGUGACAGGAAGCUUUCUGUGUUCGAGGACCGUACCUUCCCCGCCACUGACGCCGUGACGAUCGAGAACUAUGUCGACACGGGCUGCUGGACCGACAACUCCCAGAUCGGCAAGUCCCUCUCCUGGCCCCAGGACCAGCUCGACAAGUCCGUCAUGACCCCUAGCCUCUGCACCGAGGCCUGUCGCCAGGGCGGCUUCCCCUAUGCUGGUGUCGAGUACGGUCAGGAGUGCUGGUGCGGCGCCGUCAUGGGCAACGAGACGCGCUCCGUCGAUGCCUCGCAAUGCGGCAUAGCAUGCAAAGGCGACAAGACCAAGACCUGUGGUGGCCGCUCCCGCAUCAACAUUUUCUUCGCCAAAGAGUUCCAGUCCCUCGAGCCCUGCGGCCACCAGCCGGACCGGCCUCCGCUGUCCUCAGCCCCGGUUUCUUCUUCUGCCGAGACUACUUCGACGCUGCUCACGUCCUCGCUGACGAUCGUCUCCUCUUCGCUUCCUUUGUCGUCUCCAGCGUCGUCCACGGAGGUUUCGUCGUCUCACCCUUACAUUGAGCCCUCCACCUCUUCAUCUGCUGCCUCGACUUCUACCACCUCCGUCUCUUCCAGCUCGACGACUGUCGUCUCUUCUACCUCUUCCUCCUCCUCCGCCAUCACCACUUCUCUCUCCUCCUCCUCUUCCUCCUCCUCUUCCUCCUCCUCUUCCUCCUCCUCUUCCUCCUCCUCUUCCUCCUCCUCUUCCUCCUCCUCUUCCUCCUCCUCUUCCUCCUCCUCCUCCACCACUUCUUCCUCCUCCUCCUCAACCUCUUCUUCUUCUUCUUCUUCCUCCUCCUCCUCCGCUUCUUCAUCCUCCUCCACAAAAGCUCCUUGCACCAUGACGACUCUCAUUUCCUCCACCACCUCGACCCAGGCACCUCCCCCGCCUACGACCACCGCGCCUCUCACAACCACCCGAGCCACCAUCACCACCACAAGCACUAAAUCUUCGGCAAUUUGUACUACCGCGGUUGUGACCCCGCCCAAGCACGAGUACUGCUGCGGCAACUGGUGCUCUACCCCCAUCCCUGAUUUCAGCGACUGGGACACGUGCGCCAAGGCAAAGGCUAAGUGCAGCCUCCAGGUUGCGGCUUGCCUGAACCAGGCGGGUUGGCCUGGUGCUGUUGAGUGCUUCAACUUCCAGCAGUGGUGCCAAAACAUCGACAUGUUCUGUGGCUGGAUGUGUCGGCAGGGCUGGGACAGGUCGUGUUCCAAGAAGGACUACUUGAACUUCUACAAACCCAUCGGCGACGGCAAGCCCAUGACUCCACCCUCGCCACUUCACCUGCGCCGCCACCACUUCCACGACUAUUGCAAGUGCCGCUCCUACGGGCGCCCGAAUGUCCCGUCCGCUUGCGCCGACGCCUGCCGCCAGCAAUUCGACAGCUGCAACGCCGUGUAUGCCAAGGGUUGCUGGAGUUUCAAGAGCUGGCGCAACCGCCGUGAAAUCGGAGCUUCUCAUGAAGUGCCCGUGUCUGCAGCGCUGGCUGACCGCUCGCCGAAUCUUGAUGCUGCCAUCGAUAAGCGCACCUUCGGCGGAUUCUUUGGCGACAGCUUCUGGGAUGCCACGAACAAGUGCAAGGCCCAAUACAAUGACUGCAUAAAUGUCAACAGGGGUGUCACCGGUGCUGGCGUGUGCUGGUCUUAUGGGCAGUGGUGGUAA